UUCAGCAAUUCGUUCAUUUCGCUGUAUCACACAACUCACUCAAUCUCACUCAAUCUCACACACUCGCUCUCUUUUUCCCUUCUCCCUUCUGUCUUUGUUUCUCUGGCCAUGUCCGCUGGCAGCACUGGGCCUGACCUCCCCACCGCCGCCGCCGCUGCCGUUGCGACUCCCGCUGCCGCUGCUGCCGUUACGACUCCGCACCAUUCGACUUCCGUGCUGGGUCGCCUGCUUUCAUUCAAAGGCAAGCGCAGUCACAGCCGCAAGAGCGCAGGCCGAACAGCAGCCGCGGGCGGACGGACUCGGUGCGACUAUGCAGUGAGUGCUGCUGACGCGGAGGCCGAGCUUGGUCCCUGCCCGACCACCACCGCUCCGAGUGCAACGACCGUUAUUACUCCCCAUCAUGCUGCUCCUCAUGUGACAUCCAAGCCAUCACAUCACGAAGCGACAGGCGGAAAAGCUCAAGCAAGUAGUAGCGAAAAGCACUCGAGAAACGGGAGCAUACAGCAAGAGACGGAAACAUCUGCAAACGCGUCAGAACGGGAUGCAGAAUCGUUCGACGAGCGAUCGGCUUCGACCAUCAACACGAGCAGAAACAGACACACGCACACUGCGUCCACCGUGUCACAGUCGAGCGAGGGCAGCUUUGGCGGAAACAGCGUCCAACUCGCAGUCACCGACUCGGACGGCGUCUCCCCGUUGUCACCGCCUUCCGUCUCGGCCUCGUCGUCCGACGCCAAACCAGCACUCACCCUCGUCAUUUCUCCAGCCACACCAUUUUUGACGCACCAUCGAGGCAGUUCCGACGGAAGCUCGCCCACACGGCACCACGAGACGCACGCAUCAGGUGUUCUGACCGCCCCACCCACCCCCUUCGACGGCGGCCAGGAUGCCGCAUCAACCAACUUUGCGACUUCUUCCAGCACACCGGCCCUCCAUGCUGCAAACAGCAAGGAGAUCAUCACCCCUUUUGUCGCAUCGUCCGGGCAUUCGCGCACCGACUCGGCAGGCAGCACCGAGGAAGCGCGCGGCCGCACUGGCUUGUUUUCUCGCUGGAAGAAGCGCGCGUCGACCUCGUCAUCGAAGAGCGAGCAAAGUUCUGGCACGAACGGAAGCUCCAGUGCUCCCGCCGCCCCCAAUUCGUCGCCAGCUGGCAGCGCCUCCCUCGGAUCCAGCACAACCUCAAGCGGGAUUAAAACGCCCUGGGCGGGUCUCAAGAGCUCAUCCACCGCCUCGACCAGCGCUUCAAAUGGACCGUUGUGGUCGUCAGGGAUGGCUGGAUCUGCCUCGCUUCCAACGCCUCCAGGCAGCGCACCGCUCGGCGCAACGGGUCUCGUGAACAUUGGCAACACGUGCUUUAUGAAUUCCGUCCUGCAGUGUAUCAGCAACACGAACGUCUUGUGCGAGUACUUUAUUGGCUCGCGGUUCAAGGACGAAAUCAACACGAAAAACAACCUGGGCACGAAAGGCGAGGUUGUUUCGCAACUUGCCCAUCUGGUCAAAGAUCUGUGGUCUGGUCGGUUCAAGUGCAUUCGUCCCGACGAUUUCAAGAGUGGCUUGGUGAAGUUUGCGCCACAAUUCCAGGGAAGCCUGCAGCAUGACGCGCAAGAAUUUCUCGCCUACCUGAUGGACGCCAUCCAUGAGGACCUCAACCGCAUUUUGAAAAAGCCGUGUGUGGAGGUGCGCGAGGGAAACGGCACGGGCAACAUUCUGCUCGAGCUGCAGCUCGCCGUGGACUCGUGGAAGGACCACCAGCUGCGAAACAACAGCUUUGUGGUGGACAACUUCCAGGGCCAGCUGAAAUCGACUCUUGUCUGCCCGGGCUGCGGACGUCGCUCGGUCAAGUUUGAUCCCUUCAUGUACCUCUCGCUGCCUUUGCCCAAGCAAGUUGUCCUGCGCAAGUUUAUCAUUACUAUGGUGUGGCUGGAUCCAACUCGCCAGGCGACGCGCUUUCUGGUCAAUGCCGACCCCAGUGGAACGGUGCACGAUGUCAGGCUCGAGCUGGCGCGCCUGGCCGGUCUGUCCGUCGACGCUGCCGAUGAGCUGUGCUUGUCUGUGCAAGACUACAACCGCCUUCAACCGCUUCCGCGGACUCAGCCCCUCGAUGCCGUGGCCGAGAAUUUUGUGCUCGUUGCUUUUGAAGGCUGCGAGGCGUUUUCAGACACUCGGCAAACACGAAUCAUCGUGGCCCAGCAAGACCAGCGCGUCGAUACCAACUCGUUUGGCGCAAAGCGAUUCGACCCGCCAUUCAUGUUCAUGGUUCCGUCGAACAUUUCUUAUGCGGAUUUGUACCAGGAGGUUUUAAACCAAAACCGCUCUCGUUACUUUAAGCCGACGGCUGUCGUGCCACAAUCACCGUACGCUGUCGCCGAGGCAUCAAAAGCGGCCACCUCUGCAGUUGAACCUGAAACUGCUGUUGUACCUGAAGCUGCUGCUGUUGUUCUCGUCCAAGAGCCAACGGCGGAGGGCGGCAUGACGUUCGCUGCCGAGUCGCUCGACACCAGUUCUGAUGAUACUGGUGCCUCUUCUUCUUUGACGACUGUCGCAUCAGAGUCCUCGCCAGCAACCGGUGAGGCGCAGAAGGCGCAGAAGGUUGAUGGCUUGAUCGCGUCUCCUGAUUCAAGUUCUCCUGCCACUUCCGCCACUGCCGCCUCGACCGCCGACGCCCAACCAGCUCAGCCAACCACUCCCAAUCCCGAGGACGCGCUGUUCAUGAUGAAAACGCUGAAAAAUUCGACCGAACUCAUCGCUGCGGUCGAUUGCAAAGACCUUGCGUUGCCGCCAACGCUCACUCUGCUCUGUGAAUGGAUCCCCAAAGAGCGCAAGGCUCUUUUCGACGACUCUCGCAUCACUGGGUUUACAGAGCACGAGACGCUGCGACAGCACCACCAGCGCCCGUACUCGUACGACUCGGACGAAACGUUCUCGCUGCACCAGUGCUUUGGAUCAUUCCUGCAAGAGGAAAAGCUUGGGGCGGAUGACGCCUGGUACUGCUCCAAGUGCAAACAGCACCAAGAGGGCGCCGUCAAGAAGCUCGAGCUGUGGAAGCUGCCCGACGUGCUGAUUGUCCAUCUCAAGCGCUUCCAGUUCACCACUCGGCUGCGCAAAAAGCUCACCGACACGGUCACCUUCCCUCUCACAGACAUUGACAUGUCGCACUACUGCCCGAACGCGUCACGCAUCGAAGAGGCACUGCAGCAUCCGUCCGACGACGUGUCGCCCGCCCAGCUGCAGCGCGCCACGGCGAAUCUUGAAACUCUACUGGGUCCUCACAAGGGCUCGCUGUAUGACGUCUACGCUGUAUGCAACCACUUUGGUUCGCUGGGCGGCGGCCACUACACUGCCUUCUGCAAAAACCCGCUUUCUGGCAUCUGGUACUCGUACGACGAUUCCCGUGUCGAAAAGGUGGAUCCGAGCACGGUUGUGUCCAAGUCUGCGUACAUCAUGUUCCUUGUGCGCAAAGAUGCCGCGCGUCUCACCCAGCAGCAGGUGGAGCAGGCAGUUUUGGCCCAAACCUCGUUGUUGAACGCGACUCAGCCACAACAGCAGGCAGCGGCACAACAAGCGCAGCCCGCAGCACCAGACUCGUCGUACAUUGGCUCGCUCCCUGGCUUUUCGACCGUCACCUCGCACGAUAUCGAAAUUGUAGGCCGUCGCACCACACCCUCAGCCUCUCAUCAUCGCCGCACCGAGAGCAAUGGAACGACGUACGAGGAGAUUUCCGAUGCUCCCAUCCCACCUCCGGCGUAUGACAUCGCCGACUCGCCCAUUUUUGAUUGCCCGGCCACCCUGCAGGCCUUUCUGAACUCUCCAGAGACACCCUUGUAAAUUCUGUCAGCAUUCCGUCUUUUGGCUCUCUCGGAGGCAGAUCUUGAUUCUGUUGAUUUUCUCGUCUUGGACUUUUCCAACUGUCUCUUGACCAUUUUCUUAGUUUCCAACCCCGGACGAAUUGUUUGUCCUGGUGUUGCCAUUUUUCACUUAUCUCCUCCUGCUUGCUUCCUCCACUCAGACUUUUUCAGUUCUUUUGAAGCCUGUCGCUCUACAUCGUAGUGCUUUUCUUUUCUUGCUUUCUUCUCUCCUUCAAUGCCUCCUUUUUUUCUUAUAUUGUUAGUAGCCGCUGAUUUUCUUUCUCCAUCCGAUUUCUCUGCUUUGAUUUUUGUUGCGUUGCAUCCAAUUUAAUUGUUGUGAUGACUGUGAUUGAUUCAUGGUCGCAAUCCUGCCUUGUCAAUAGACUUUGCGCACAUCCAACCCCCA
Capsaspora owczarzaki ATCC 30864 is the source of this 4251-nucleotide messenger RNA. Its product is annotated as ubiquitin specific peptidase 15. The record is from RefSeq and is a predicted model, not a curated record. Gene Ontology annotation, molecular function: cysteine-type deubiquitinase activity. Bases 109 to 3825 code for a protein of 1238 amino acids. The transcript is spliced from 6 exons. Gene Ontology annotation, biological process: protein deubiquitination. Lineage: Eukaryota; Filasterea; Ministeriida; Capsasporidae.